Messenger RNA from Exophiala aquamarina CBS 119918, 723 nucleotides. RefSeq lists its product as uncharacterized. The transcript has a single exon. Gene Ontology annotation, biological process: regulation of Ras protein signal transduction; regulation of proteolysis. Bases 1 to 723 code for a protein of 240 amino acids. Gene Ontology annotation, molecular function: phospholipid binding; peptidase inhibitor activity. The record is from RefSeq and is a predicted model, not a curated record. Lineage: Eukaryota; Fungi; Ascomycota; Eurotiomycetes; Chaetothyriales; Herpotrichiellaceae.
AUGAAGCUUUUUAUAUCGCUAGUCGCGGGCAUAUUGCUCAUUGGCAAAACAACGGCCCUGCCAACUGAGUCCAGUCACCAAAGCUAUCUCCAAGCUGAUGAGUCCACUGCGUCCACCAUCCGGGAUGUUCUCGUCGACAAUAAAAUCAUCGGAGACGUCCUGGACGACUUCCAACCUGACUAUUACCUAGACAUCACCUAUCCUAAGCAUCACGAAGUCGUUUCCUUGGGCAACGACAUUCCCGUCAAGUCCGUCUCAGACCGACCAGUCUUCUUAUUUCGACCCUUGAGUCCCUUGAAGCCCCCUACAGGAGACGAUAAAGACAGCGACAACGACGCCGUCUUCACCCUCAUCUUGACCGACCCGGAUGCAAAGUCACGCGACAAUCCCAAAUGGUCCGAGAUGUGCCACUGGAUCAUUACCAAUCUGACCGAUCCGACACGAGAACCACCGCCUCCGCCAUUCUUCGAGUCACCCCAACUUCUUGGCUUGCAAUCUGGGGAAGUCGAAAAGUACCUCCCACCAGGCCCACCCCCAAGAACCGGACCGCAUCGAUAUGUUUUCGUGCUGCUGAAGGGUGAUUCGCACCUUGUCAAGGCUCCCAAGGACAGAAAACAUUGGGGAUAUGGGAAGGUUCGCCAUGGCGUCAGAGACUGGGCUGCAGAGAACAACCUGACAGUCAUGGGAGCGAAUUUCUUUUACGCCCAGAAUGUGAAGCAGUAG